Dentiscutata erythropus is the source of this 573-nucleotide messenger RNA. Lineage: Eukaryota; Fungi; Glomeromycota; Glomeromycetes; Diversisporales; Gigasporaceae. The record is from the annotation of a GenBank genome assembly.
AUGCCACCUACCUUAAACAAAUUUCAACAAAAUUCUUGUUCAUAUUAUUCUCCAACUAAUUAUUCAACCUGUUAUCCUUUUAAAGAAAUUCAACGACAAACAAUCAUACAAACCAAUUCUUUGGAAGUUAUAGAUAAAUAUCUGAAUAUUUAUAUAACACAAUAUAAUAACAAAUCAUCAUUGUCUGGGACAAUACUUUUUGGAUUUGAUCUUAAAUGUUUGAAAAGGAGACAAAUCGAUAAUCAGAACCAAAGUCAAAAAUAUGUAGAAUUAAAUUUAAAUGGGUUAUUAGUUAGAUUACAAAAUAUAGAGUCAAAAAAACCAAAACCAUUUCAAUAUUUAGAUUCAAUUGUUCAUGCUUGCGAUAAGUUUUUAAUUACAUGUAAUGGAUAUCGCCAACUUGCUGCUAUUAUGCCUAAUAUAGAAUUUCAAGUAGGCUCUAUAAUACCAAAUGGCGCUUAUCGAUCAUUUAAAGAUAUUUUACAUAUUAUAGUUUCUAAAUUGGCAUAUAAUAAUUUACCAGUCCUACAAAUAGGAGACAUUAUUCAUAUUAAAUUAAGUGGAGAUAGCUGA